CCGUAAAGCAGGGUCGCGUUUUCUUCACUUCCGGUUUCCCUCGUACCCAGAAGAUUAAAUAAAAUCGUGACAUAGCCGCGAUACGUUUCGAUCUUUUGCUCUCGUGAGUAUCCAGUGAACCGGAAGUGACACACGAACCAGUGAAAACGAACGGGAAAAAGUUGACGAUCUCUCUGCAUUUGUUUCGUGGAUUUUUAACAGAUUCGAGAGGAAGGAACCACCCUAAAGCGUCCGAUGCAGAGGUUAAAAAGAAAAUCCUGAUCGAGCCGGCACGCGUUCGGCGGGGCGGACGUUAGGGUGUCGGGUGCUCUUGAACAUCCCCUUAAGGAGGUUCAAGAUUGGCGGGCUUUAAGGAGCGGGUGUUUCAAGGGACCCGGCAAAUGUGGCUCUGUGCACGGUGAGCCGGGGUUACGGGGGCCGCGGGGCCCGUGGCGGCGGGGGUAGAUCUCGUGGCGAAGCAAGCGUGAGGCUACCCUUGAGUCCUCGCACUCUGUGCGCCCCUGGGGCCGGAGCUGGCGCACAUGUGCACCCACCGGGCGUUGGUCCAGGCGCGGCACCCACCGCGCCGACCGGAAACAACCCUGCAGGACCUGGCACCGACGAGGGAUCCGGCCUUCCUGACGAGCCAAUGGUACACGUCGAGAGGGCCGUGCAACAGGGUACAUGGAUAUGCUGCGUGCCGUGUUACUGGCUACGAAGAAGCAAAGCCGUGCACAAGGCGUUGCUCACGUUCGCCAUGCUACUCGUCACGAGUCUGCUCGUCACCAGUCCUGUACUAUUCCUUAUCACGACUCUGCCAGAGGGGGAGCAACCGCGCGAAUGCGCGCCUCUGGACGAAGCAUGUAUCAGAGAGAGGGACGGUCCAGAGGGUGUCUGCGAUUCGAAAGCCUGCGAGGAAGCAUCGAAACGAAUGGUGGCGUUCAUGAAGAAGGGGGUUAAUCCUUGCAAGGAUUUUUAUCAGUUCGCGUGUGGCGGUAUCCGCGACCAACAACCGUAUCAGCCCAGUUCGAGCUUCAACAUGCUUCAAGCAAGGGUCGACGACAACCUCCACAAAUUGCUGGCGAACAAAACGGGUCAAAUGGCUGGCGAAUUCGAGAAGCUGGGUCAGUUUUAUAGCGACUGUUUGGCGUUCAAGGAGAAACCGGUGAAUUUUACACCCGUUUACGAGCUUUUACACGAACUCGGUGGUUAUCUACCCCCGAGGAGCAUCGCGCCAGCCGACAUCACCCCCCUAGUUUCCAGGUUGCUACGAGUGAAUGGGGCACCUCUGUUCGACUUCUACGUCGAUGUGGAUCUUUACGAUCGUUCCAGAUCCUCUGUAUUCCUCGAUCUGCCUACGAAACAUCAGGAAAACGCUUUCUUCGUGGAAAAUCCGGAGGAGAGGUUACAAUGGGCCAAGGCGUACUCCGCGAUGGAGAAGCAGCAGAAGAAAAUGGUCCACGAGGAAAGUCGAGCUUACACCAUGAUCAAGAAUAAAAUGCAGGAGCAGAGAUCGCGAAGGAUUCAGAAAAUCGUCGAUGGUUUCCUGCCGAGGACGAUGGAUCCGAAGGACCGGACGUCGGAGAUCGAUCUAUUGUUACAAUUCUGUCUAUCCCUCAGCAAGAUCUACCCGAAGCACAAGGACCUGUAUAACUGGGUGGACGUCGAUCAGAGGGUGUACGUUCCUUUCAACAUGUCCUAUCUACAGGAGAGCUUCGGUUAUAUAAGGUGGGGGACGCUGCUGAACGCCACCAUGGGCGCAACCACUGCCGAUCUUUACAAUCACAGCCGCAAUCGGGAUCGAUCCUCUUUCGAUGAUCAAUUGAUCUACGUUUACGUAACCGCUCCUCGUUACUUUCGCAGCCUCGGUAAACUGCUGAAUCGUUUCUCCAGAAGGAUUAUUCACAACGGAUUGUUGCUACUGUACGCGGUGGACACGCUCCAUGACAUCGUGAACGUGACCGCCAGCAAGGAUUGGGAACUUUCGUGCUUCAAAUUGACGAAGGACGUGUUCAGUGAAAUCGUUGGUGCUCUAUACGUUCGUCAAUACACCCCUCAAUAUUUAGAGACUCUAGCCAAUAGGGUGGGAGGGCUGUUCGAACGAGUGAAGGAAACGGUAGCCGAGCGUGUCCUGGUGAAAUCCUGGCUAGACGAGGAGACGAGGACACAGGCGUUGUUGAAGCUGAACUCAUUGCGGGGAAGAUUUCACGUUUGGCCUGGUUUUUACAACGAGACCCUGUUGGCCCGUGAAAUGGCCGAGGUGGAGAUCGAUCCGGAGGAUUUCUUCCGCAGCGUGUUGAUGAGGUUCCGACAGAUUCGCACGGUGGAUGACAAGGUUCUACGGAGGAACGUGACGGAAAAGCGUCGACAUCCCUACAGCGUGAAUGCUUAUUACGAAUCUUCUACGAACACAAUCGGCAUUCCAUUAGCGAUGAUGGUGGCAUGGGCAUGGUCCUGGGACAGUGGCCCAGCCUACGCAGCACACGCGACACUCGGAUCAGUGAUCGGCCACGAGAUUCUACACGCUUUCGAUCUUCAUCGACGUCGACUGCCACUAGAUCCCGAUUUGAACGUCGAUCAAUGGCUCUGGAUCACGCCAGAAUCUUGGAAGAGACUGGAAGCGAGGAUCGAGUGUGUCGCGAGGCUAUACGCGAGGAGUUUCUGGAGGAAGGUUCAAUUUUAUGGAAACGACGUUGCUGUACAGUUCGAUUGGAACGUAACGAGGAACGAGAACGUCGCUGACAUCGGAGCCUUGCAAAUUUCUUAUAAAACCUGGCACGCUCUGACGAACGGGAAGGAUCGGACUCUUCCUGGAUUCGAAGGACUUCGACCGAGUCAGCUUUUUUUUAUAAGCGCCGCCCAGACAUACUGUUCUAAUAUGACUGCCGAGGCCUACAUUCUCUCCGUUGAACUCGAUUAUCACACGCCUCAGCCUGAAAGGGUCAACGGGAUUAUGAUGAAUUCCCAGGCGUUCGCGGACGCGUUCCGUUGCCCGAUCGGAACGAAAAUGAACCCCCCGAACAAGUGCACCACUUGGUGAUGAUCGGUUCACCGAAAACGUCAGACUUCAUUCGCAUCAAUAUUCUCGAUCCCUGGGAUUCGACUCGGAAAACGGCGUGUUGCAGUUAGUGACGGCCCGAGCGACAAGGGUUGCUUAGUUUUGUCAACGAUUUUCGAGCGAUCCUGCGUCGGAGAAAAUCGAUUCAACUACCAUCCUCUAAGAUUCUGUUAGAACCGGGAGGGGAAAGAUCGUCGAAUCGAUAUUCGAUCGUCGAUUACGAAGGAUCGAUCGAUAGAUAAGCUUUUUCAGAGUCUACGAUAACGAGUGAAUUCGUUCGAAUUCGUUAACGUUAAUAUCUCUCCCUACGACGCCUUUUAGAGGUCCUUAGAAUACUUAUCAUAGUGAAAGCAAUAAAAUUAUACGAGAGAACAGACGAGUGAGUGAUACAAGCAAAAGAAAAUUAAAAAAAAAAAAGAAAAUAAGAAAAAAAACGUACACGUACAUGUAAGCAGAUUAUAAUGCGCUUCGAUCGUUCAGUUUGCAAAGGAAUCGGUAGAUAUCAGUAAGCUUGAUGAGGGAAUUAGCGAUCGACGUUGUUUCUUUAGCGGAACGAGCAUUACUGAUAGACAGAGAUGAUUGUAUCGUGCUCGAGCACCGAAUAAAUCGAGAUUAGAAUCGAACGAAUUGGUUCUUCGAUAGGAAGAAGAUUCGAAACAAUCAACUUCAAUCUUAGGACAAAGAGUUUGCGUAUUUUUCUUGGAUACUCGACGAUUUCUAGCCUUUUGCACUAUAAACUCACCGCUUCGAAGACACUAUUUUUACUAUUUUAAUCUUUCUCUAUUGUAAUUGAACGAUAUAACAUAAUAAAAUUGACAUUUUCAUCAAAUAUAAAAGCCAAUUGUGACAAUAUUGAAAAUAAUAACAGGAUGAAUUUGAAUAUUAAUUUCACUGAAGUUCAUCUUUAAAUAUUAACAACUUCAAAUAACCGCAAGCAAUAAUAUUACAUAUUUGUAUUUUAUAUCGAAAGAUAUAAAAUAAUUACAGUGCAAAGAGCUAGAGUUUCUCCAACAACGAAUGAUUGAAGCUGGUUCAAAGAUUCGUCAUUUGAAAUUGUUCGUAAAGACGGUUAAUUAAAUCUUUCUCGGGUUGACAAAACGCGAUUUGUAAGCACUCACGAAGCGAAUCGUUUAGUUUCUCGCGCACCGAUUGUCUUCGCUCUUAUUAGUCUGUAAAGAUUGUAAAGAUUGUAAAUAACGGGUUCCCGCCCUUCUCUCUCUUCACCCUAACUUUCUUCAGUUUAGUUUAGUUAACUGAAAAAAAGUACUGUGGGAUCGAAACCGUCACAACAUUAUUCCUUUUUGUCAUUGAUGAUCAGAAUUUCGAAUAACAAAUUAAAAAAUGAAAUUGAACAAUGAAUUGUCUAUUUUUAAUUACUUGGUAGUCGAUCUAUUAACCUUAGAAAGAUUAAGGAGAUUGAUCGACCCCACUAAUUAAUAAAGAAAAUUACCAAAAAAUUAUUUAUCGAGCGGUCACGUGCAAAGCUUUGUCUCUCUAGGCUUAAACUGGCUACACUAAAGAAGAAUCGAAAAUGUUUGAUUUCCAACGUUAUCGCGAACUCCCGCAGUACCGUACUCAACCAUUCCGUGUGUUGGCAAGCAUGGUUCAUUGCUCCGUGUUGAUUCAACGGGGGGUUGUUUUAGAGAGCAAAUUAAUUAACUCUCGUGCUUUCAUUCACCUGCAUUUCGCUCAGUUUUCCUUCGUACGAACACGAAUUUCGAUUGAAGCUUCGCUUUUAUUCGUGACACCGUUUCGCCUCGGUUCUCGAUGGAAAAUCGGCUUUCAGUUUUUGAUCUCCAAUCGAUCUCGACGAGCAGCUCACUACUUUUUUUUAACAAUUAACUUCUUCCAACCCUAUGCUAAUGUUGGAAGAGUUAAUUAUUAUCGUUGCUUCAAGACACGAUAGUUUGGGAAUAGUUAUUAAAUUUUCAACGAUUCUUUUGCGAUUGAAAAGUAUUUUAAAGUAUCAUGCGCCGCGUGGGUCAUUGAUGGCUCAAGAAAUGCGUUCGUAUAUUUUCUUUGUUUGUACUACAAAAUACACGUUCCCUUUAUUAAACGUUCCUUGCACAAAUAUUCACGUUUGCAACGCUGUUCCACCUAUUUCCCGUCGAGCUUGUAUAAAAUUCAGUGAAACAGAUCAGUGCGCUGUUCGUCGCGACGCUCGUGAUUCCCUUUGGUCGUCGAACGGAGACGUUGGUUCGCAACUUGGAUCGGCAGCUACCGAUCGUGUUGCAAAAAUCAAAUUUCCGCGAACCGCAGAAAUUUCAUCGUCGUGAGCCGACGACUAGCGAAGGUUGUUACAAUUUUAGUGCGUUUACGCAAGAAUCGCGAUCUGUGAUAUUCUUAAGCAGUACUUAAGCAACUCGAGGAUCCCUUCCUUCUGUUCAUUCUCGAUGGUUAAUUAAAAAAUGAAAAUUAUAAAUUCUGAUUUGAUUGAUUAAAUAUAUUCGAUGGAUCUUAUAGAUCAUCGAGGAUGACACUUGGACGAUCCUCGUCGAAUCGAAAGCAUAAAGUCACGUUAUUUAAACACCGUUGUAAAUGUAAAUGGCUGAUAACUCA
Messenger RNA from Osmia bicornis bicornis, 5596 nucleotides. Its product is annotated as neprilysin-1. Bases 629 to 3019 code for a protein of 796 amino acids. NCBI's taxonomy places the organism in Eukaryota, Metazoa, Arthropoda, Insecta, Hymenoptera, Megachilidae. The record is from RefSeq and is a predicted model, not a curated record. The transcript has 19 exons. Gene Ontology annotation, cellular component: plasma membrane. Gene Ontology annotation, biological process: protein processing. Gene Ontology annotation, molecular function: metalloendopeptidase activity.